Molecule: messenger RNA, 7886 nt
Organism: Hydractinia symbiolongicarpus
Lineage: Eukaryota; Metazoa; Cnidaria; Hydrozoa; Anthoathecata; Hydractiniidae
Exons: 9
Coding region: 112-7566 (2484 amino acids)
Biological process (GO): signal transduction
Molecular function (GO): GTPase activator activity
Source: RefSeq, a predicted model, not a curated record
UAUGUAGCUGAGAUCGUGAUGAUACGACCUAAGUAAACUUAUAAUGCCUUUAGAAUAAACUGAAGUAUAAAGGUUUAUACAAAAAAAAGGACAGUUGCCAAGUAGAAUACAAUGAAAGAUCCAGCGUGCAAAAAAGUGGAGAGAAAUGAAUUUGGACAUGGUGCUCUUCACAAAGCUGUUAUUCUCAACAAUACAGAAGAAAUAACAAGGCUAAUAGCUGAUGGCUAUGAUGAAACGAUUAUUGAUUCGUCAGGCUUCACAGCCACUGAAUUGGCUAUCAUACUGGAAAAAGAAUGGCUCUUACCGUACUUGGAUGGUUCUAUAUACCAUGACGAGGAGAUCGUGUGCAGAAAUUUUUCAAAUAGACGCGCAGCAAUCAAGGAAAAGUUAAAGAAGAGGCGGUCAUCAGUACCUAAACAACGGAAAAAGAGUUGGAACUUCAAUAUUGCUAACAAACAAUGUCAAGUAAAAAAGAUAUCAUUUUCUAAUAAACGCGACAUUCCAUCCUUAAAUACCAAUCAAAAUAGCAGCUCAAACAAACCCUCUUUAAAUCAUGACACAACUAAUCUAACUUCCUAUGCACCUGAGCAUAUAUCGACCAAUCAUGUUGUGGAGCUAAAUUCUUCCCCAGAAACUAGGGACCUUAAAGAAGGGCUGGAAGAAUUAAAUGCAAACAAAGUAGUUAAACAUCCCUCAUUGAGCUACAGUCAGAUGGAAGACUUCUUGUGUCUUUCAAAAUCAGAAAAUUAUAACACGUACUUCGAAAACAUUUCGGGUGAGAAUAAUGAAUAUCUUAAAGAAGACGAAAAUGAUAGUAUGCUACAAAGCUGUAGUAGCAAUGAAAAUCAUCUUGUAUGUGGAAAUCAUUCAUCUGACAUUACGAAUCCAAAACAAAACAAAGCGUUAGCAGUAACAGCUAGUAAUGGCAGUAAGAACGACAUCGUGCCACCGUUACUUCUGCCGUUAGCAACCAAUGUUAGUUAUAGCAACAAUCCAGACAUGUAUUCAGAUUCAGGUUUUUCGACGUUAAGAAGCUCUGACGGCGAUAUCAACAACAAUACGAUGACAAUAAAUGAUUAUGCUAAUAUGUCGGAAACUUAUGAGAAUACACGGAAAGAAAUUGAUGACGAUAAAACAGAUGAUUAUUUUAUUCAUUCAUACGGCAUUGAGCAAUGGAUUGUGAACAAAGGAAGUUAUGUUGAUCUAAACUUCAAUGAAGAGUUUGAAGAGAGAGUUAUGGCAGAGGAAAUAGCAAAGUUAAAAGAUUCUACACAUAUUGUCCAUCUCCUAAGAGACAAUCCACAGAGCGCAGAACAAUACAUAAAAACAACAAACGCUGACAACAAUAAAGUUGGUUAUAUAAACAUUGCCUGCAGCGAGGCGGAUUGUUUUUAUUCUAAAGAUCAUUCACAAAUACAUGCAAUUCAUGAGAAGUGUCAAUCCCAUAACAUAAACAAAGACAGAGAUUAUUGUGAUGGUUUCGUUAAACCAUUUUUGAAUGAGAAACACUUGAGAAGAUACACAAAUAAAGAGAAGCAUAGCUGUGUUUUAGAAGUAUCUGCGACCACGAGAUUCGAUAAAGAGUUUAAAGACGACGAAGACAUUAAAGACCUUUUCAGUUGUGAGAAUCUAAGUGAUAACAAAAUUUUUAAUUUCAGUAUAUUAUUUGAUUUAAAACGUGCGCAUUCGUGGCCAUUGAUUAACAUGGAGAAUUCAUUUGUGGAGAUGAACGAAAAGAUUGAUCAAACAAAUCAAGAAGACUGGGAAGUUUGGGAUGUUGAAGGCGAUGAGAAAGUCGACGAGAACUUAAGCAAUGAAAAUAUAACGGAAAAAUCGUUACGUUUUAACACAUCCAUUAACACAACAAAUGAACUUAACAGUACAAAUCAAGAUGAGGUUGCUUACACAUAUACAGCACCUUCACCUAAAAAUACUUCAAAUAAUAACACAUUUAACGGUAACCUAACUGUUCCUUUAACUCAACCAAAAGCAAGAUCGCAGUCUACAAGUAAUAAUUUAAAACCACACCGAAGUAAAUCCAGCGAAGAUACGAGGGGCCUUAGUAGUAGUUUCACUCUGGGAGUGCCAGAUAUGAAAAAAUCCCGAUCUUCCACAGCGAUUCCAAACGGAGAAAGCAAAACCGACUCUAAAGGGUUUAGUAAAAGCGUCCAAUACGAACCGCAGAAAGAAAAGAAAAGGAGAAGCUUUCUUUCUUUGUUUGGGAUGAAAAAAUCAACAUCAUCAUCCGAAAUUUCAAAAUUAAACCGUAGUAGAAAUAGCAGUACAUCGUCUGAUGAUCCACGUGGUUUUAACAGAUCUAUUGACCCAAAUAGUGGCGAAGAAAAGCAUACCUUAAUUGUACCCACACUGAAGCGUUCUGAGUCAUCAUCAUCAAUAACAUCAAACGGUAACGAGUGCAUAAACCAAGAUGGUCUUGGAUUUUCAAGCAGCAUGAAAUUAAACAGCACCAGUGGCUCAAACACCAGCGUCCACAAGUUAUCAUUAGGUGAACUAAACGCAGCACGACCAGACAGUGGAUAUUUUUCUCCUGAUGAACUGAAGAAGACAUCCACACCAAAGAAAAACUCUAAAAUGUCUUAUAGUAUCACCUUUACUCCAGAGACCUCCAUUGAACAAAAAAAUAAUAAUUCAACAAGUAAUACUUCAACUCCAUUUUUUCCACUGCAGGUACCAUUAUUACCUUUGCUAGGAGUGGGACUUGGCGAGGAACAACCCACACAUGAUGCAUUGCACAAUGUUCUUUCGCCACACACCGUUAAAGAACAUGGCUUUUUUUCCUUAGGAGGGAAUCAAAUAAUUGAUGUCGAUACAAAAAAAACAUCAAGUGAUAAUUCAGUUGAAAAAAACUCUAACGUUAACUCUAAGACAGAAUCCAAUAUGGACAACGUUUCUUCAGAUCAAGGUAAGGAUACCAGUGAAGACAAUUCCCCUUCAGUCACAAUCGAGGUGCAAGAUACCAUCGAGGACACAUCACACUUUUCUGAUAACGAUGAAGAUUUCAAAGAAGCAGCAAAGCCACGUGGUAUCAUCCCAGUCAAACUUAGGGAUGACGAGGAAUUCUGUGAAGUGUUAGAUACUGACUACGAUUACCCAAAUCAUUCCACACCAAAUAAAGACCUGGUUUCUACUGACUCAACAAAAACCAGAAUCGAAGCUGAUGAUUCAAAUAUAAUGUCUACGCCAACUACAGAUAAACACACUGCACAUGAAGACAGCCAAGAUGGCAAGGAAGUUCCUGCUGUUCGUCAGUUAAUUCUCGACGAUGAUGGUUUUUUCACACCAGGUUUUCAACAAGGUUCUGCAAAUGGUCAACUUCCAAAAUAUGAAGAUUUGUAUGCUGUAACAGAUUCUCCUAAUGACAAGGAGUCUAGUGCUUCUGUAGUUCAGCAGAAUAUCAUACACAGUGAAGUUUCUGAUGAGCUCAAUAGUGAAAAUACUACUGGUGUAUUUCCAGUAUUUGAACAUACAAAUCAGGUCGACGAUAGUACUGCCGAGGAAAGCGUGAAAUCCUCAGGCAGUGACGAUGAAGAUAACAAUAAACCCUCCUUCGUAGAAGAUGCAUUUGAGUUUGAUAGUUCUCACCUUGAAGAUAGCAUGGCAUCAUUUGAGAAACACGAGGAAGAGUAUAGUCGAAAUAACCAAAUGCCUCGAUGGAAAGAGGAAUUAAGCGCGGAUGAGGAAGAUGAUAAUCUUUAUCGAGAUUAUAAUGAUGAACAUGUUGAACGAAAAUUAACGAUGGAACUGUUAAACUACAUGCCUCCCAUUAUUGAGCGCUCUGUAGAAUUGCACGAAGUUAUUCAGGAGGAAAAAGUGGAGCAAUCAGUUUCAGAUGAAGGUAUAGACCAGACCGAUCUUCAACGUGUUAUUAUUUCAUCUCAAGAACAUUCAAACAAAAAGAACACGGAAGACCCAUUAGAUGAUUUUGUGAAUAUUAUCAUCGAAGAAAAAGAAGAAGAGCUACAAGGGGAAGACAGUGUGCAUUCUUUUGACAAAGCUUCAGUAAAAGAUGAACAAGAAAAAGUGCACGAGAUAUACAUAAAACAUGGUGACGAUGCAAUCGUAAACAACGUCCCAACGCCAGCAGAAAAAUCAAGCCUCGAUGAUCCAGGAAAAAAAAUAGUAAAGGAAUCAGAGACAUCGAAGCCCCAUAACACAAUAGUUUUUGAGUUUAGUUUACCCCAAGAAGAUUCAACAGCCCCCUUAGCCACUACAACAAAGGUCGAAGACAAACCUGUAGAAACUGCACGUUUAAUUCAUGACGACACAACAGUCAGUAGCACUCGACCCAUCACUCCACCUAUAGAAGACGGCGAGGAAAAAACAACAUCCAAAAAGCGAGACGAAGCAGAACCUAUGUAUUUUUCUAAUGAAUUUAAACCAAUAACCAACGAAAUACGUUCAUACGAAAAAAAAUCGGAUUGCUUAAAAAAUUUCGAUGAAAACAGUAGUACUUAUCCAGUGUUAGAACAAAAGAAGUGUCUUUGGUAUGACUACGAACUUGAUGGCGAGUUUACAAACAAAAAUGAGCGCUCAAAAUCGCCAGCCGUUCUUAAUGAAGCUGAAACAGUGAGUCCAGUAAUUUCACGAAAAGGUAAAUCUGUUUUACGUAAAAAGAAACUAACCAGAGACCCUUCAUUACAAUGGGAUGGGUUGGUCGAGCAGUACAAUGAUUUAGAUUCAUUUGACGAUGAAGAAAAAUUGAAUGUUAUUGUUGAUUUUGAAUUAGAUGAGGACCAAAUCGAUGAAGAGAAAGACGAGAACAGUUUCAGAUUGGAUGCACAGAAAAGAAAUGAUAGCUACUUGAAGUUAACACCGGAUAUCGAUGAAUUAUGCAGUGACGAGGAAAAAGAAAUGGAAAACGAGUUUGACGUGAAUACAAACAAGGCUAAACCAGCAACAAGUGAGGACGAGAAAAAUAUUAAUGAAGAAAUCAUUGCCACGGUUAUCAAUAAUACUGAGGAAGAAAAAACUUGUGAUGAAAACAAGGUUAAUGAAUAUGAGGCUGAUGAAAACGAGACUAAAUACACCAUAGAAGUAACCAAAGAAAAUAAAAAUGAUGACAAAAAAAUGAGAGAUGAAUAUGACAGUGACGGUAACGAGGAAGAAGAAUUCGACAAUGAUUAUGUCAUAAGAGAAAUUAAAGAGUCCGACACAGAAAAUGAAAAUGUUAAUGUAAAUGAUGAGGAAAAAUAUUCGCUUGAGAUUGACAGUGAUGAAGAAAAUGUGGUUAGGGAUAGCGAAGAAGACGAUGACGAUUUUGUUAACAUUGAGUACGAGAUAAAAGAGGCCAACGAAGAAAAUGAUGAAGUGAAAUGUAAGAUUGACAAUCAAGGUGUAGAGCCGACGAAAGAAAGUAAUGAGGAAUGUGAUCACAAUGAUGAAAAAGUUGAUAAUCUUGAUGAAAUAAAAUAUCUUGUUGCAGCUUUAGAUGAACACUAUAAGCUGAUAUCGUCCGAUACGAUAAACGAAAACGUGAAAAAGCUGAAACGCCGUGCAAAGAAAAAGAGAGCGUUAAAACGAAUAAAAUCAGACGAACCAAUUUUGUAUAAACGUAUUGAUUGCGAUGCAGUUGACUGCAACGUUUUACCUGUAAGCGAUGCUGAGAAUAAAAGAACUCGUGACGACAAAAUUAGGGUUGAAGAAGAAGAAAUCGAAGAAGACAAACUUGAAUUUGAUCUUUACGAAAUGGAUCUAACAAUACUGCUAAAUGACUCAUUCGAUGCUGAAUACAGUGGUGAUGUACCAGACCAGGAGUUAUCUAUAUCAAAGAAAAUAUACUCAAGAAAGAAGAAACGCUUGCAAGUGCAGCGAACAGAGGAUUUUACAGUGAUAUCAGACGACGAAUGUUCGAUACUGGAAGAUUACACUUCACCACGUUCUUCAACCAUACCUGUAAAAGAUAUCGAAGUUGGCAAUAAUGCUGAAAAGAAAAAGCCCUUGCUAUCAGAAGAUUACACGGUGAUAUCGUUCGAUGAGAGAGGAGAAAAAAAAGAUCAAGCUCCAAAAAAAGACGACCAAGAUGACGAAAGUUUGAGCGAAACAUUUGGUGCAGAUUUCAAUUUGACGAGUUCGCUUAACGAUCGAGCCACCACUCCAGUUUCUUUCAGUAGAGGUGUUAGGAGGCCUGGUUCGCUUCAUGGACGUGUAUCAUCGCCGAAACUAUUUUCCAAAGCUUUAAGCGCUGAUGAAGGCACCUUGAAAAACAUUGAAAUGAGAGACGCAAAAGAUAUUAAGUCAAAGAGCCGACCAAGCGAUGUCAAAAGACACAGCUUGCCAAUCAUGUUGAAAUCCAAUGAAGAAUUGCGAAACGAUAGGAUCUCUACCGACGAUGAAGACGAGCCAAGCUUGAGUGAGAAGUACGGACAAGAGUUUAACUUAACAAGCUCUUACAACGAAAGAUCAAAUACUCCAGUUUCAUCCAACAAAGGCGUUUCAAGGUCUGGUUCGUUCAGCGAACGAGGGGCGUCACCAAAUAUAUUCUCUAAAAAACAAACAAGCGAGGAUGACAAUGUGAAAACGAUCGAAUUAAAAGAUGCCAAGGAACUUAUCACCAAAAGCAACCUAUUUGAUACUAGCAGAGGCGGUUCACCAGCGCAUAUUUCAACUGGUAAAAAUCUGGAAAGAGAAGAUGCAAUUGAGAUCAAUGACGAUGAUGCGGAUUCAGGUAUGGGUUUGGCAAGUGACGAUUUCAGUUUAUCCGUAUCUACAGAACGUCUAAAUGUUCCGGAGGAACCAGCAGAAGACAAAUUUGACUAUAUGAGGUGGAUAGAAACAAUUGAACCAAAUCUUCAUGAUCCAAAACUAGUAGCAGACCUCUACUUAUAUUUGUCGUCCAAGUAUUUAAAUAAAAAUGGGAGAGCUUACGACUUAAAGCGAAUCCGCAUGGGUAAAAUGGUAUACUGGAUAAUACAUGAUAAACAAUAUUGCAAUUUUGUAAGUGUCAUCACAUACCUUUUAUCUUUUAUGGACGUGAUCAAAUCUGAAGACAAAGGAGUCCAAAAUGUAAACAUUGAAGAGCUUUUGAUAUACCUCACCGAUCUCAUCACGGAAAGCAAAAUGAAGGCAGAGCAUAUAAAAUUUUUCGCAUACUUUCUAUCACGACCGAAUACAUCUUUAACACCCUACCACAGAUUACGAGUUUGCUUUCUCCAUGCCUGCUUUAAAGAAGAGAUCGCGCAAAUAAAACAUUUGGGAACUUUGGAUCAUCUGACAACGAGCUUUAUAAAAAUUAGCGAAUACUUCAUACAAGUGGAUAAUCAACUGGCGAGUAAACUAACGGAAGAAUACCUCAUUCCAUACACGUUGCAGCCCUAUUACGCAGAUUUAAUAAAUAACAUUUUAAAAUACAUGGGUUUGUUAAAGGCCGAAAAAGAUAUCCCUAUUGCUGAUGAUGUGACGUCAUCAUUAGUUCUCUUAAAAAUUCUCCUAAAUCGACUGAACUUUCCAAAAGACGAUAUUGCAACUCUUAGAUCAUUAUUAAAAAAAGACGACAUUAAGUUUCAAUUUUGCAGAAGAGGACAACAAGAACUUAUAUCUGAACUGUAAUUUUGUUAGUCGCAAACAAAGCUAUUUAUGCAGUUCUUAUGUUUCUUAUGAUAUAGUAUAAUACCUUUCUCCUUUUUUUGCAUGGAAUGUAAUUCUCUGAAAAAUGCUUAGAACAAAGACGAGAUUAUUUCUACAGAUAGACUGGUUUGCAAAUGAAAUGGCAACAAGUAUAUCAGCUUUAAGCGAAACAUGGAAGUAUUUUUUAUACCGAAAUUUUUAAUAGUAAAUUUAUGGAAAUUUAUUAUUUUUUGCUGCAAUUGACGUCUGCAAAAAAUAUGCUUGCUUUAUUUGAAUAUAUUUUUUACUGAACUCGAAGAUAA